AUGAACGUUCCUCUCCUGCUUUUACUCCUCUUUCAGUUGCCUCGCUCUGCAGUGCCUACGGGAUCUGAACGCGCGUAUUUGGAGCACCAACUUGUCGAGGAAGGGCGCGUAUCAGGGCGCAGGACUGGAAGACUGUACUGUAGAGUUGGAAUAGGUUUCCACCUUCAGAUUCACCCCGAUGGAAGAGUCAACGGGAGUCACGAACCUAAUCCGUUAAGUGUGCUGGAGCUGUUUGCCGUGUCUCAGGGGGUCAUAGGGAUCCGAGGGGUUUUCAGCAACCGAUUUCUAGCCAUGAACAAGAGGGGGAGGCUUCAUGCGACUGAGAGCUUUACAGAUGACUGUAAGUUCAGGGAGCGGUUUCAGGAGAACAGUUACAACACGUACGCCUCAGUGAUCCACAAGAACCAUCGCACUGGUAGAGAGUGGUUUGUGGCACUUAACAAGAGAGGUAAAGCAAAAAUGGGGUCCAGUCCGAGAGUGAAGUCACAACACGUGUCUACACAUUUUCUGCCGAGGAUGAACUUGCAUGAAAAGACUGAACAAGGAUUCACAAUAACAGACAAAGAGAAGGAAAAACAACCACCUCCACAUCCACCAACACCUUCUAUAACGAAAGUCGCAGCCAACACCGGAAAGAAGAAUCGACCAGUAGUCAAAUACUGGCCCAAGUUUCGAUUCGGAUAA
Messenger RNA from Sinocyclocheilus grahami, 684 nucleotides. It is a transcript of the gene fgf5, whose product is annotated as fibroblast growth factor 5. The coding region runs from base 1 to 684 and encodes 227 amino acids. Gene Ontology annotation, molecular function: growth factor activity. The transcript has 3 exons. Lineage: Eukaryota; Metazoa; Chordata; Actinopteri; Cypriniformes; Cyprinidae. The record is from RefSeq and is a predicted model, not a curated record.